CAUUGGCACUUUGCGUCAAUUGCACUGCAUGAUUAGGAUUGAGUUAAGGUAGCUGAAAUUUCCUCUGGAUGUCUCAGCAUCAGGGGCGUCCCUCUCAAUUCCAAUACUAUACUCCUACCGUCGCCGCUCCGCCUGGCAAGGCUCUAUAUGACGCUCGCCAUCAGCAACCCGCGGCGCAGCUGAAAGAGCUCACAGCAUCAAACGUUGCCAAGCUUCGUGAGUUGCGGGCUGAGCUAAAGAAGGACGACUGGUACUACGAAGCACCUAGGCACACCCUACGCUGAUUACUGCUCAGAGAACGUGUUUGUCGGCCGCCCGACACGAGGAACCCUCGGCUCGUACGGCAUAUUGUUUAGCUUUCAUCUUAGUGUUUUGCGCCUGCGGCGGCACGUGCCGCACAACAACCGCGGCCCUAAGCCUGGGGAGGAUGGCUUCUCAGGUGCCGUAUUCGCAGCGCCCUGAGUGGUCUGAUGUGACACCAAUGCGACUUCCGGAGCCUGAACGCGUCGUAGCAAUACAGUAUCUACCGGAGCACGCGGAGGCGCUUGGCUACUUCAGAGCCGUGCUCCAAAGUGGAGAGCUGAGUGAGCGCGUCCUAGCUCUGACGGCUGAUAUGAUUCGCUUCAACCAGGCUGACUACACCGCGUGGCGGGUCAGGUGGCUGUGCGUUCAAAAGUUGGGCACAAAGGCAUUGGAGGCGGAUCUGGACUUCACUCAUUCUGUUAUGCUAGAGAACGCAAAGAACUACCAAUUGUGGAACCACAGAAGGCUGUGUGCGCUGCAGCUCGGGCCGAAUGUGGCAGAUUGUGAAAAUGAAUUCACGCGUGAAGCAAUUAACUUCGACGAAAAGAACUACCACGCGUGGGCUCACCGGCAGGCCAUUGUGAAGAUGACGGGGCGGUGGCAAGCGGAACUGGAGUUUGCAUCGGAGCUAAUUCAGCGUGACGUGCGGAAUAACACUGCCUGGAACCAGCGCAUGUUCGUGCUGAAGCACAUGCCGCGCUCGGAGGACGAUAGCACCAUGUGGUUGCGCAGCGAGCUUUCAUAUGUGGCGGACGCUAUCCAGCGUGCACCGCGCAAUGAGGCUCCAUGGCGCUACCUAACGGGCCUCUUCGUCACGCUGGAGCCAUGGGCUUCCCAGCCACGUGCCCUCUCCUGUCAUCCUGAAGUGUACACGAUUUGCACUGAGGCGCUCCUGGACUGCCCCUCCUGCGCACCGGCAUAUGACGUACUGGCGCAGUAUUACGAGGGCGUCGCCGCGCUGGGCACAGCGCGCGGCACGGCGCAAGCUGACGCACAGGCACCCGAUGCUCGGGACGACCUCUCGGCGACAGUGGGCGGUGUGUUGCAGGCGUACGAGGUAGCACAGGCAGCAUUGGAUGAAGCGGCUGUCGCAGAUCCUAUGCGCAUCCUGUAUUGGUACCACCGGCAGCGCGGCGUGGCGCACUUGAUGGCUGUUACUACAGGGAUGCCAACGUGAAUUGUUACAAGGAAGUAGGAAUGCGGCCUUGAGGCCUAGGAACUUGCUCCGAAGCACGGCAUCCUCCGACAAAUGAACUUGCAGACUUGUAAACUGUAAUAUUCACCUGAUAAA
Volvox carteri f. nagariensis is the source of this 1594-nucleotide messenger RNA. RefSeq lists its product as uncharacterized. Gene Ontology annotation, cellular component: protein farnesyltransferase complex; CAAX-protein geranylgeranyltransferase complex; cytoplasm. Gene Ontology annotation, molecular function: protein farnesyltransferase activity; CAAX-protein geranylgeranyltransferase activity. Bases 428 to 1480 code for a protein of 350 amino acids. The record is from RefSeq and is a predicted model, not a curated record. Lineage: Eukaryota; Viridiplantae; Chlorophyta; Chlorophyceae; Chlamydomonadales; Volvocaceae. Gene Ontology annotation, biological process: protein geranylgeranylation; protein farnesylation. The transcript is spliced from 9 exons.